This is a messenger RNA of Corythoichthys intestinalis (scribbled pipefish), 2402 nucleotides long. RefSeq names its product E3 ubiquitin-protein ligase rnf168-like. The transcript is spliced from 8 exons. Bases 415 to 1695 code for a protein of 426 amino acids. Gene Ontology annotation, cellular component: nucleus; site of double-strand break. Gene Ontology annotation, biological process: double-strand break repair. The record is from RefSeq and is a predicted model, not a curated record. Gene Ontology annotation, molecular function: nucleosome binding; ubiquitin-protein transferase activity. Lineage: Eukaryota; Metazoa; Chordata; Actinopteri; Syngnathiformes; Syngnathidae.
UGUCAACUCAAACACUUGUCAUCAGCUUUUCCCGACACUUCGUCAUACUUUACGACGUUUUCACUCGGAUGUGUAGCGCGCAUGCGCACGGCGUCCCUAGCUGGAUUGGGCGGGUAAUGGCAGAGAUUUCUCACAACCAAAAUAAUAUUAAAAAAGUAAUUUGUCGGGGUUGGGGGUAAAGUAUAUCAAUUUUAACGUUUUAUAGCAGCGCUUUGGUGCUUGUUCGUCAGAGUGGGAAUUAUGUGGUGGCCUUGUUAGUUGGUGUAGCUUCGGAGCUAAUAGCUCACUUGGCAUGUUUGGGUCCAGCAGUUAGUUUAUUUGCUAUCAAAAGCAGUGAGAGAGCAUAACUCAACAGCAGCCGUGUUUGCUGUGGAGGCCUCCCUGCACUGCCCACCCUGAGGGGGAGGAGAAAAAAUGAUGUUACCAGAUUCGGACGCAGACACGGUGGCUCAAAAUGCUUCGGGCGGUCAAGGCAAAGAGGGCGAGGGAAAGAAAGAGGAAACGCUGUCCCUGGAUGACUGUCGAUGUCCAGUGUGCUUGGAGAUGUUUCUGGAGCCGGUGACGCUACCUUGCGAGCAUACCUUUUGCAAGGUCUGCUUCCUGGAGUCUGUAGACAAGAGCACUCUGUGUUGCCCCAUGUGCCGCAAGCGCGUAUCCACGUGGGCCCGCCUGAACAACAGGAACAAGACACUGGUCAACGAGCAGCUCUGGACGCAGAUCCGGAACAGCUUUCCGCAGCACUGCCAGAGACGCCUCAGUGGGCAGGACGUCAUCAACAACGACCUGGCCGUUUUUGUCCCAAGGGUGAGUGAGCCUGGAGAGCUGAGACAAGAAUAUCAGGAUCAAAUGAGCAAACUGUGGGAGGAAAAGCGAAAGCUAGACGAGGAGGAGCGACGCGCCAGUGAGGAGUUCAUCCAAAGACUCCUGGCUGAGGAGGAGGAAAAAGAGAAGCGCAUUAGGCUACAGGAUGAGAUCCUGGCCAGAGUGCUCAGCAGUGAACUGAACAGCAAACCUAUUUCCCACAAAAAACCCGCUGUCGUCACACCAGCCCGCAAGAAGGUGAACGUAGGACAGAUAGAAAAGUUCUUGUAUCGACUUCCGUCCAAGUCGAGCCCGUCAGACUGCAGCCCGGCGAUCACUUUGAUUUCAAACAGGGACGGUCAAAGAUAUGAGAACAUCCUCCUCUCCCGUGAGCCAAGCCCCCCUCAUGCAGACAUCUCGGAGCUUCAACGGGACAGAGCGGAAUCUCCUAGCCCCUGUCCCGCCUCUUUUGCGGAGGAGCCGCGCCACAGUCAGAGCAUUUACGCCGAUGAAGGAACAUCUAAAAGAAAAUACCCUGAGCACGAAGAGCAGGACGACGAUUCUCUUACAGAACAGGGGCGUCGCUUUUCUUCCUCUUCGUCUGCUAGCACGUCUUCGUCCGUGGCGCUGUAUUCAGAAUGGGAAGCCCAGCUAGCGAGCCGCCGUCAGCAGGAAGAGGCCGACCGGAAAAUGGCACUAUUGCUGCAGAAGGAGAUCAACCAGGAGGAGAAGCAGAAAAACACAGACCGCAGGAAAGGCUCGGUCGACGCCUACCUACUCAGGCGGGACUCCCAGAGGAGAACCUCUUGGACAAAUAAAACCUCCGACGAAUCGACAUCUUCUUCCUCCUCCUCUUCCUCUCUGGAAGCCUCAACCUCUACCCACCAAAACUAAGGCAAUUCACAGUCCAACCUCAUUGACAGGUUUCCUGGUUUGGGCAUUUUAAGCUCCUCUCCAAAAUGGACCCCGCCUUCAAUGCUUUGACAGCAUCUCAAAACCAGACGCCUUAUUUAUUAAGUGAAUUUUUGCCACCAUCUGGUGGCAUUCCAUAGAAGGGUACAUGAACCCCCAGGUUUUUUGGGGGUACUACCUUCCUUUCCUCACUAAAAUGUCACCUUUCAGUUUUUGGGACCUAACGCAAAUAUGUUAUGUUGCCAGGUUUUGUGGCACUUAAGUUUCACUGCCCCAUUUGGCAUGAAUAGAUUCACCCAUUUAUAGUUUUUGGCGAGCACCACCCACCAUCCCCGUUUUUUCUGCCAUCCCUUUACCCACUCCAGGAACUACACUGAUCCAACCUUGUUCAUUUUUUAAUUAAGUUCUGAUCCGGUUCUCGGAAAGUUUUAGCCCCUGUGAUGUCACUUUCUGUUUGGGCUGCUGCUACUUGUGAAUUUUUGCAUAAAAUAAAACAUAAAUGUCAAAGAAAUGGCUUGGUGGUUUUUAUUGGAUUAAAAAAGAUGGCGGUUUUCACAUGAGAAAAAGCGCAAAUUGUGUAUUUUUGCGUACAGGAAAUUUUUUGGGGCUAUUGACGGCACUACACGUCCAAUCCAUAUCGCAGAAAAUACAUUGGACACCUGGCGUCGUCAAUGGUAUGGAAAGUUCAG